Molecule: messenger RNA, 1459 nt
Organism: Liolophura sinensis
Lineage: Eukaryota; Metazoa; Mollusca; Polyplacophora; Chitonida; Chitonidae
Product: thioredoxin, mitochondrial-like
Cellular component (GO): cytoplasm
Molecular function (GO): protein-disulfide reductase activity
Source: RefSeq, a predicted model, not a curated record
CAAUUGGGUAGGAUCACGUUGUUGUCUUUCGAACUGUUUCUCCACGUUUUUCGAAAAUAUAUGGCCAUGUCUGGAAGAUUAGUUGCACGAGCCCUACCCAGGCUAGCAGCAGUGGGUAGCCGAGGUUGGCAUUCUCAUGCCAGGAGAUUGGUCCAGGCCAGUAAAUGUCAUCACAGGGCAAUCUCAGUGCAGUGUAUGGGCUCAAGUCGUUUUAGUACAGCAGCAGCUAACUUUGAAUGCAUCAACAUCCAAGAUUCUUCAGACUUUCAGAAACAAGUGCUAGAAAACACAACACCAGUGGUGGUGGAUUUUCAUGCGACGUGGUGUGGGCCUUGCAAAUUACUUGGACAAGUUGUUUUGGCAAAAAUAGAUGUGGAUGAAAAUCCUGAAUUAGCCAUGAAAUAUGGAGUGAGAUCUGUACCCACAGUGUUGGGAGUGAAGAAAGGGGAAGUCGUCAACCAGUUUACUGGAUGCCAGGAAGACGACAUCAUUGACAGUUUCAUAGAAAAACUUGUUAAUUGACUGCCUUUUUGGUGUGUACAGUGACACUGAAUGCAAGCAAAGUAACCACCUUGGAGUUGAUCAGUAAAUUCUAUCUGCAUAAAAAUAAAUAGUUCUUAUGUCCUCAGUUAUAAAGAGAUCAGUUGAUACUCGUAUCGAGUGAAAUAUUUUAAUAAAGGAUGUAUUGGAUGAUGGUUUAUGGGCGCUGAUCGGGGUGUUGGGGAGAUGGGGUUGGGGCUGGUGUCGGGUGGGGGGUGGUAUUAAAGGGCCAUUUGUAUGGUACACAUUUUGAAGUGUUUUAAGUUGUGUUGUCAAGUCUCAGAUAUUUUUUUUUUUUUUUAAAUCGAGAUGUGUUGAUUCAGUUAUUAAGCGUGUUAACUGACCUUUGAUGUGUUUGACAUAGUUGCUUAUUUAUAGCAUGGUUACCUCAGGUGUUUCAAUUCUUUUGACCAGUUCUCAAAAGAAUGAAAUUACGUCAGUCUGUUUUACAACAGUUACGACUGUACAAGGAAUGUUGGUGUAACACAACACAGUUUAGUCUUGCCUGGGUCUCGUGCUUGAAUAUGGUCUGAGCUUUUCUUUUUGUCACAUACAAUUAGGAAAAAAAUUAUGUGAUAACUACAUGUGCAUUAAAUUUGGAUAUAAUGGUGGAUAUAUGUACAUGCAAGUCAGAAGUAACCAUGAUUGUGCACUUAAACUGUUAUGACUGUCUAUAUGGUGUGAUAAAUCACACUAUUCCACUUUGUGGGAAAACUAUUUUAAUUACAAAAAUAAAGUGCUAAUGUGUUAAGAAAAGUUUUGCUCAUGUAUUACAUUGGCAAAGUGUCUUAGAAAAGCAUUGUACAUGUAUGUGUAACUACUAUAAAAAAAAGUUGCUAUUUGUACAGAAUAAUGUGAAGUGUUUUAUAGUAAAAUCUGGAAUGAAGUACUGAUAUAGCGUGUUCUUUUAUCCUUUCUG